UAUACUGUUUCUUCACCAACCCGAGAAAUGGUGCAACACUCAUCAUCAAAAGUCGUUUCUUAGGUUUCCUUUUUUUAUGAGGGCAAAGUUUCGUAUGGACCUUAGCAAGCAUUUCAAUAAGGUGUGCUAGACUAUCAAGUCCCUUUGGCGUGGAACAAAGGUAGGUGAAUCCGUUGAGAUGCUUAAAGUUCAGUCAACUUUAAGCUUAUAAGCUUAUACAUACGCGUAUUAAUUAAGACUUAGUGAAAACGUUAGCUCAAAUAUUGAUAUAUUAUGUUUUAAAAUAGUCAGUCCUUGCUUUGUAUUGUAUUUUCUAAUCUUUUAAAAAGCCGGCCUUGUAAUAAACGCUUAUGGAACUGGGAACAUGACCGAUCAUUUUGCGGCGGCUUUGAUGCCUUUUUUCUACAAAGGCGCGUGUAGUGUCUGAUCUCACUCAACACAAAGACUACUUUAAACAAGACUGGUUAAAUUUGGUUACUCGGCUUCUAGAUUAUCUAUCUAUGAAUAUAUUUUUUUAACUGACACCUUGAACACUAUGAACAGCGAGGAAAAUGAAGAAUGAAAAUUAUGACACAAAGAAACAUGAUAUAAUAAUGUUUCAUGUUCUUACAAUUAGGGCCAUGUUCAUACUGUAGCGGAUUUUGGCGCCGUCAUGAGAUCAUACCGGAUAGGACUUCUGUUCACACACAAGAACAGUCAUCGCGGCGCGACUUCUGUGAUGGAGCAAAGCUGCACCGCGCUGCGCUGCCCUGAUCCUUGCCACGGCGCGCCGUGUCAAUCUCUAAAGUGAGAGUCACAUAUUGGAUAGGUGUUCACAAUAUACCUGAUAGAUUUUCGUGACGCCACAAAAAACUAUUCCGUAUAGUGUGAGCACAGCCUAUGAUUUGACUCGGUGCCUCUAGGUUUUUCUGAAAUCAUAUUUAAAAAUCUUUUAUUGAAGAAGAAUGAACAAUCAUAGAGACUGCAGUGUCACUUUGCCAUGCUGAUCGAGUAUGUUACAAUAAUUUGUAAAUGUCAGUUUAGACAAAUAAUCAUGUCAAAGAGUUACUUCUAAUAGGUAAAGUAGAAAUUAAAAGUAUCAUUACCAUUUUAGUUCUUAGUUUCCUCCUUGGUAAUAGAAUCAUUUUCUUCUGCCAUCUGUGAAGAAAACUGAUGGCCUCAUAGACAAAGUCAGUGUGUCUAAAUUCCAAUUUGAUCAGCAAUGAGCUACUGUCUAACAAACAUUAAUUUAAUAAGAGGGUGACAAAUUUUUGGGGCCUUGUCAGUGUAAAAUUCUGACAAGGGACAUGGCCUCAAGACAGUGACUUGAGUACAAAUGAAAUGGUGACAGUAACACAAAGUUGGGCUGAAACUGGGUUGACCAUGAGGACAAGCAUUUUCUCAAAAAGUCAAACGGUAGCCUACGAACUGGCUCUAAAGUGGAGUGGGGCGUGGGAGAGAAAAAAGGCUGGGGUAGCCUGUAGACUUUGUUUUGAUGUCGCCCAUCUAUGAAAACAGAUUCUGGUAUAAUGAUCUGAUUGGUCAGAUCACUGACUGUUGAGAUGUGAACAGUGAAUAAUACUCACAUGCAGUGCACUUUUUUUAUUUGAAGCCAAUGCAUUCAAGCAUUGGUCAGGUUUUUACUGACCAGUAUAUAUUAUCGUGACAUUUAUUUCCUUUGCAGUCGCAACUAAGAGUGAACAGUCACAGGACACCAACAAAUACUAAUGGGAAGGCAGCAGCAAUCAAGUGUCGUACAAACAGUCUAUGCAUCUGAGCAGGCAAUCACUUGUUCAGCCAGUAGGAACUCUGUGCAACCUGAUUCAUGCUGGUCAUGGGUUGUUUGCUUGGCCUGUGCUGUUUCAAACAUAAUUAUAUGUGGGAUUAUUAUCAGUUAUGGAGUCAUGUUUCCUACUCUCUUGGCAGAGUUUCAGCAGGGAAAGGGUCUUACUGGUGAGUAGAACCUUAUAAAGGGUUAGUCUACUUAAUGAUAAAGAUUUCACAAUCAGAUUAGAGUAGGGUAUUAUAUUCUGUUAAAUGGCCUUUUAUUUUCUGUUUAGUGUGAGUUUGAAGAUAUUAACUGGGGGAAAACUUUUGACCACUAGUGUAGGGUGCAGUGGGGGCAUACUGGAUUCGAUUUUUCACUAAUUGAACUGCUUAGAAAAUUAAGUUUUGAGUCCUUGACAGACUAACAUUGUGUAAGGUUACAACAGCCCACUGACUAUUACAUGUAUGGUAUGACUUGAUUUCGGCUGAGUUUAUCUCAGUGGGGCAGGAAUUCUAAUGACUUGCAUGGAUCCUAGGCAUCAAGCAGCUCAACUUAUUUGUCUUGAAAGUUGGAGGUUUAUUACCGGCAGGAGUGUCAAGCAGUGAAGUCACAAGAUAAGAGAAGCAAGGGAUGCAGCCUAUCCCAUUCCUCCAGUCAUGUGUGUGUGACCAUUUUCUGCUUACCACGGUUGGCUUAAAGGGGCUCUGUCUGGGGUGGGGUGGGUAGGCACUUGUGAAUUCAGACCUCAAGGUAAUAGAGGAACCUGCUAAGGCCCUAGCUCUAGCAGUGGGCCUUGCUUUGCUUCAAAAAUAAGUGGGAAGGGGGCUGGCCCUCGGUCCCUACCCCCCUCCCCCCCCCCCNGGUGCAGUGGGGGCAUACUGGAUUCGAUUUUUCACUAAUUGAACUGCUUAGAAAAUUAAGUUUUGAGUCCUUGACAGACUAACAUUGUGUAAGGUUACAACAGCCCACUGACUAUUACAUGUAUGGUAUGACUUGAUUUCGGCUGAGUUUAUCUCAGUGGGGCAGGAAUUCUAAUGACUUGCAUGGAUCCUAGGCAUCAAGCAGCUCAACUUAUUUGUCUUGAAAGUUGGAGGUUUAUUACCGGCAGGAGUGUCAAGCAGUGAAGUCACAAGAUAAGAGAAGCAAGGGAUGCAGCCUAUCCCAUUCCUCCAGUCAUGUGUGUGUGACCAUUUUCUGCUUACCACGGUUGGCUUAAAGGGGCUCUGUCUGGGGUGGGGUGGGUAGGCACUUGUGAAUUCAGACCUCAAGGUAAUAGAGGAACCUGCUAAGGCCCUAGCUCUAGCAGUGGGCCUUGCUUUGCUUCAAAAAUAAGUGGGAAGGGGGCUGGCCCUCGGUCCCUACCCCCCCCCCCCCCCCCCAGCCCCCAGCCCUUAGAUCCACCACUGUUUCAGCUCCUGGUUUGGCUCGAUAUUCUAUGUGUGUAACUUUUUUUAGUGGUAUUCACGUGACAUAUGACACUAUUCUAGAUACAAAUAAAUGUCUUUUACUGUCCUCAGCUUUAGUUGGCUCGUUAGCUAUGGUAGGCAUGGGAAUAUUCAGCACACUAGUGGCUAAAGUGUACAACAGGAUUGGUCCUCGUGCAACAGUUAUUCUUGGAGUUGUACUUUGCUCUGGAGCUCUCCUAGCCACCUCACAAGGAAACAGCAUCUAUUCCAUUCUCAUAACAUAUGGCGUUAUGUUCGGGUUUGGUUCAAGUUUUAUCUUUCUCCCUCCAUAUCUCGUCUUGCCGAGGUACUUUGUCAAAAGACGUUCCUUAGCUGUGGGACUUGUUGCUAUGGGCCCUGGUGGAGGGAUGUUCGUCAUGAGCUUCGUAAUGAAAGCUCUUCUUGAUGAGCUUGACUGGCGAAGGACGUAUAUGAUAUUAGCUGGAGUUGUGGCCCUUUCCGUUCCGCUAGUUUGCACUGUUCGACGUAUGCCGCCAGAGGAGGAGGAAAAUAAAGCUAUUAAGAAAGAUGCCAAGGAAAGAUUUUGUGAAAGCGUGUGGUCCCUGUUUAGCAACAAGCGUUUUGACAUCAUAUUUCUGUCAAUGAAUUUGUACUAUGUCGUUCAUUACAUUCCUUCUGUUCACAUGGUGAGUUUACGGGUAGAAAAAAUGGACCACUUCCACUUCGACAUCACUGAAAGCUGUUUAAUAAAUAAAAGUGUAUACGACAGAAUUUUUCUGUUUACUUGAUAGAAUCUACAUAGUGUCUUGAUAAGAAUAGCAAAAAAAAAAGUUGAAGAUUUUUCUUCCCCCUGUUUUAACGUACCAAAAACGUGAAAUUUCACUUCCGGUGCGGUCCGUACAACUGAAAACAGGAAACUGGGAAUGAUUGUGACGUCUUUUUUCAAGACAUUUUCGCGGCAAGCAAGAACGACUGGGAAAUUUGCUUGGUCCAUUUUUUUUUUAAAUUUUUACAUGCCCUCAGGUCAAUGAAUUAGUAUGUUUAGUGCUCCCUGAUGAAAUUUGUUUCGUGUCUUCUUGUUUAACUCUACAGUAGCAUUGUGUGUAUGGGUCAAGUAAUAGUACGUUUCUGGGAAACUGCCUGCUUACCCCUCCCCUGAGUCAACAUCUUGCCCUCAGUGAGAAGUAAGUGUUAAUGUUGGCUUAUGGGAGGGGUAAGUGGGCAGUUUCCCAGAAACGUGUAAUGAUCCUAGAGAGCCAGCCUGCGUGGCAAGCGAUUCCACACGAGUUCGUCGGGAAAGUUGGGACGAGAGCAAAAGAGUGGAACGAAGGGGGGAGGGGGAGGGUUAGAGAAGGAAACAAAGGGUUGACCUCCGAUCGUGACAUAUCCUCCUUAAAACUCUCAUUUCAUCAAUCUCUUUUUUGACGCACAUGUUAUCUUUUCGUCGUUAGGUUCGCUACUGUGAAGAUUUAGGAAUAACAGCCACACAGGCCUCCAGACUCUACCUAUACAGCGGUUUAACCUCAAUGCUUUGCCGUCCUGUAGUGGGCUGGUUAUGUGACUUGAAGCAUAUUGAAGCAAUUUACAUUUUCCAGCUUGUGGCAGGAGUUAAUGGAGUCGCAACUCUUAUUUUGCCUCUUGCAAGAAGAUACUUUCAUUUCGUACUAUAUUUCAUAGUCUUCGGACUGGCCGACGGAGCCAUCGGAUGCUCGUCGACCAUCGCUAUUCUUUCGUGUUUCACCAGUAAGAAAAGAUCGCUAGGAUUCGGUCUUGCUGUUAUGGUCAGUGCGUCUAUGGCUGCAGCUGGUCCUCCUCUUGCAGGUAAAUGUUUUCAAGUUUACUAAGUUGUUUCGGAUCAUUAUACUUUUCUGGGAAACUGCUCACCUACCCCUCCCAUAAGCCAGCAUUAACACUUACUUCUCACUUAGGACAAAAUGUUGGCUUAGGGGAGGGGUAGGUAGGCAGUUUCCCUGAAACGUAUAAUUAUGCGUCAACAUUAACACUUACUUCUCACUUAGGACAAAAUGUUGGCUUGGGAGAGGGGUAGGUAGGCAGUUUCCCAGAAACGUAUAAUGAGCCUGCAGAACAGACUUUAUUAGCUCGCGUUUUUCAGGCGACCGAACCGGAGCGUGAAGCAGGCGUGGAGCGUGAGACAAGCGCGUGUGGUGCUUCACGCCCGCUUCGUGCCUGCCCUCACUCGUUCAUAAAACGCCGAAUGUAGCACAUUUUUUGCGGGCUAUUUCCAAGUUGUCUCUAGCGUCUUUUUCAAGACUUAUUUCCGAGAGCCAUAGACGCAAAAAUUCGAAUAUAUGAAAUUAUGAUGGUGAUAAAGGGCUGUUCAGGUCUUCAAAUAUACUCCAAAUAGCAGAUGUUAUCCGUCGAGUUGUCUUCGUGCUAUGUUUUUAGACAAAAGUUCGUCGUGAAACGAGUAAAAUGUGCCGCCGACUCUUCGGCCAUUUUUCUUUUCACAACCAAAACAACUCAACCUCGUCACCAGGUCUUCUCGGUUUACGGUGCAUUAACCUGCAACUGUACUGCACUUUUGACGUCAUCGGUUGAUUAAUCGCAAAAUUCUUCCAAAUUUGGUCAACAGUAGCAGGUUAUGGUGAAUUAUGCGAGUACUUUUAACCAAUCAGGAACGGAGACAUAUUUUGAAUCAAUUAUAAUCCGUUUUAUUUUCGGUUCUUUAUAUGUGUAUAAUUAUUAGCGGUUUUGCGAUGUAUCUUGUAGGUCUCAUGGCUGAUGAGAUGGGCUCAUAUGUUCCAGCAUUUUAUAUGACAGGGAUUGUCAUACUUCUGGGAGCAUCAAUCAUUUUUCUUGCCCCGUUCGUCAACUCAGAAAGCCAACGAGAUAUCAAUGCUUCUGAAGAAUUGUUCGUCGUGGAAAAAUGCACAGUUGUUUGA
Molecule: messenger RNA, 6056 nt
Organism: Porites evermanni
Lineage: Eukaryota; Metazoa; Cnidaria; Anthozoa; Scleractinia; Poritidae
Source: the annotation of a GenBank genome assembly